GCACGGGUACCAGGAAGAAGCAGAAGGCAGAGGAGUGCCGGGCAGGAGGGCGGAGCGGACCUCUGUUACGUGCAGGAUCACGCCCCUUGGGGAGGGCGCUACGCCUGCGCCGGAACGGCCGUCUCGCUCCCGGAAGUGGAGGGUGUGUCAGAGAGAGCCGCUGGGUCUCGGUGCCCGGAGGCAGAAGCGCUCGCAAAGCUCGCCCGUCAGCCCCCGACUGCCAUGUCAGCCUUUGACACCAACCCCUUCGCGGACCCAAUGGACGUAAACCCCUUCCAGGAUCCCUCUGUGACCCAGCUGACCAGUGCUCCACAAGGUGGCCUGGCUGAAUUCAACCCCUUCUCAGAGCAGACAAAUGCAGCAACAACGGUUCCUGUCACCCAGCCUUCUGGGCCCUCGCAGCCAGCGGUUCUCCAGCCCUCAGUGGAACCAACCCAGCCAACCCCCCAGGCUGUGGCCUCUGCAGCCCAGGCAAGCCUACUCCGGCAGCAGGAAGAACUGGACAGGAAAGCAGCCGAGCUAGAACGAAAAGAGCGGGAGUUGCAGAACACUGUGGCCAACUUACAUGUGAGAGAGAACAAUUGGCCGCCUCUGCCUUUGUGGUGCCCUGUCAAGCCCUGCUUCUAUCAAGACUUCUCCACAGAGAUCCCUGCUGACUACCAACGAAUAUGCAAGAUGCUCUACUAUCUCUGGAUGUUGCAUUCAGUGACUCUGUUUCUGAACCUGCUUGCCUGCCUGGCCUGGUUCUUAGUCGACAGCAGCAAGGGAGUAGACUUUGGCCUCUCAAUCCUGUGGUUCGUGAUCUUCACCCCCUGUGCCUUCCUUUGUUGGUACCGACCCAUCUAUAAGGCCUUCAGGUCGGACAACUCUUUCAGCUUCUUCGUGUUCUUCUUUGUAUUUUUUUGUCAAAUAGGGAUCUAUGUCAUCCAGUUGGUCGGCAUCCCUAACCUGGGGGACAGUGGUUGGAUUGCAGCCCUGUCUACGCUGAAGCAAGACUUGGCCGUGUCAAUCAUCAUGAUGGUGGUAGCUGGCUUCUUCACACUCUGUGCUGUGCUCUCACUCUUCCUUCUAAAGCGGGUGCACUCUCUGUACCGCCGGACUGGGGCCAGCUUCCAGCAAGCUCAAGAGGAAUUUUCCCAGGGCAUCUUCAGCAACAGGACCUUCCGCAGCGCUGCCUCAUCUGCUGCCCGAGGAGCCUUCCAAGGGAAUUAGUCCUGACUCUCUUCCCUGUGCCCCAGCCAUUUUUCCUGCCUGCCUUCUGAGCUGCACUUUCCGUGGGUGCCUUAAGCAGUGCUAUGGCCAGCACAAACCUGGAGAGGGUCUUGCUGUGGCUCUUCCUCCUUCCUCAGCAACCAGCUUUCCCUUCCACCCAAGGGAAGGGGAGGGAGGGACAGGAACUUUUUUCACAUAAGAGAAAAGGGGGGAAAAAAGUUUUUCUUCUCUGGUGGUGGUUUGGUAGGAUUCUUUUGUCCCUCUGAAGCAGUGGGACUGAGGUUCUCUUUUCCCUCCACACACACACAUAUGCACAUAUGUACACACUUGGGAUCACUGGCCAACCUGGGCCUACCCAGCUGGCGUUGUAUUUCUGCCAGGGGCCUGGGCCUCCGCUCAUCCCCUAGAAACCUGGCCUGAAUCUGGCUUCACAGCCCCAGCCUGUGGCUUCCAUAGUCCUGCCCUCCCUUCCUGCUGGGCUGGGAUGACCUACCAAGGGCUCCCCUUUAUAUGAGCUAUGGCCUGGGCUGGUGGACAGCUCUGUUCCCCCAGAUCACUCUGAUUAGGUCUCUGGGCUUCCAGAACUUCUGGCCGGUUCCUCAGCCUCUUCUCUGCUUCAUAUUUCUCACAAACAGAUUCAUAGCCCUAUCGGCCACCUGCACCUUCCAGCUGUGGGCAGCACCCUGUGCCAUCUGGGGCCCUCCCUGGGCCCUCCCCUCCUUAGACUUACUGAAUGUGCAUUGGGGUUGGUUGGGAUUUGGGGAUGGGCAGGAACAGAGGACAACCUGUGUUGUCCUGCCCAGCCUUUAACAAUCUUCUAGGAGGAGUUUGUGUGACUGUCCCGGUGUGGGUUGUUUGUCCAUUUGUUUUGAUUUCCUCUUCUCCUGGGGGACAGCUGUGCUCUGCCUUGGCCUCACAUUCUAACCGUUUGUUCCCUCAUCAGCAAUAUCUAGCUUGUAUGACUCUUAGGAAGGGCAGGUAGAAUCAGUUCAGAACUGAAUCCUUCAGACUGGUCUCAUGAGCCAGAGUUCCAGACUCAUCCUCCAGGGUUCUCCCAUACCCCGAGUAGAAGUAGAGUCUAGGUCACUUUCCACUGGUCCUAGGGAUUCCCCAGGCAGUGUGUCACUGUGAUGAGCACCUAGGAGUCCACCAUUAACACCUGCACCCUGCUCUGCUGUGGACUGAGGGAACUUCUCAAAAAGCAGACCAAUCCAGAGGCAGCCCUGUCUAUAGCCCACUCCACUCCAGAGCCACUGAAUGAUGAUUUAAUGACAGUGACCAAGGUUUUGUAAAUUUCUGGUACUUUUUUUCUCCAUGUACAAAGGUAUAUGUUGUUUCAAUGUUGUGCUUAAAUAAAGACAUUUUCAGACAACA
This is a messenger RNA of Myotis davidii, 2586 nucleotides long. It is a transcript of the gene SCAMP2, whose product is annotated as secretory carrier membrane protein 2. The transcript has 9 exons. Bases 223 to 1212 code for a protein of 329 amino acids. Gene Ontology annotation, cellular component: trans-Golgi network membrane; recycling endosome membrane. NCBI's taxonomy places the organism in Eukaryota, Metazoa, Chordata, Mammalia, Chiroptera, Vespertilionidae. The record is from RefSeq and is a predicted model, not a curated record. Gene Ontology annotation, biological process: protein transport.